Molecule: messenger RNA, 1695 nt
Organism: Penicilliopsis zonata CBS 506.65
Lineage: Eukaryota; Fungi; Ascomycota; Eurotiomycetes; Eurotiales; Aspergillaceae
Exons: 4
Coding region: 1-1695 (564 amino acids)
Molecular function (GO): catalytic activity
Source: RefSeq, a predicted model, not a curated record
AUGGGAGUGAACGCGUACUCUCCAACCAAUGAGGCUGGGCGUAUCUUUGCCCUUCUCUGCGAUCAAGCAGAGAAGCUCAAUCUGCCCUCGGCCGCAGUGGAGGGGAAGGAUGCCGUGUCCUUCUGCUCCGACUACGACCAGGUCUACUUCCCGAUCCCCUUCAAGGAGACGGAAACCCUUGCCGCGUUGAAAGGCAUCGAGGGCUCUGUGGCGGCGGCCAUUGCAGAUCUGCGCUUCGGACACACCCAGGAAAACCGCCAUGUGAAAAUCAAUCUGGAACGGGCCACCGCGUUUGGCUGUCAGGCGUACAUGGCCAAGGUGGAUGGUCUUUCGAAGCUGGAUCCCCAGGUCAAGACAAAGCUCAAGGAUACUGAUCUGCUAGCUGCACAGUCCAAUGGGUAUCGUCGGAUGUCUGCAAAUCUGUACAGAACAAAGAACGAGGGCGAAUUCUACCAUAUCCACGGGUCCCUCGAAGCCACGACAACGCUAAACAUGAUCGGUCUGGAGGGUCACCGUCCCGAUUUGACUGAUUACGAGGAUGUUAUCAAGGUGAUCGAGGCUCAUGUGCGUAAAUUCACGUCGGCCGAGCUCGAGGACAUGAACCGCGAGAGACGGCAAGCAGGCGUGCCUGCGUUGAAGUAUGAAGAGUUCAUCAAAACGCCUCACGGCGCGCUCAAUGUGCAAUCACCACCGUGGACCGUGGACCGUCUCAAGGGCGACUUGCCUCCCACCCCCUUCCCGGCCAGUAAAACCGGUAGCAAGAGGAUUCUUGAAGGCGUCAAAGUCCUGGAGCUCUGCCGUAUCAUUGCUGGACCGACAGUCACCCGUGUCUUGGCCGAGUACGGUGCCGACGUGUUGAAGAUUACCAGCCCGAACCUGUCCGAUGUCCCCUUCUUCCAAGUCGACGGCAACAUGGGUAAACACGCAGCCGACCUCGACCUCAAGAGCGCCGAGGGCCGCCGUCGCUUCGAGGAACUGCUGGCGGAUGUCGACGUCGUUGUCGACGGUUACCGGCCCGGUGCGAUCGAAAAGCUGGGCUAUGGACCCGAGGCGCUGGCCGCGCUGGCCGAAAAGCGUGGCAAGGGCAUUGUCUACGUCAACGAGAACUGCUUUGGCUAUGAGGGUGAAUGGGCGGGACGUGCUGGAUGGCAGCAAAUCGCAGACUGCGUAACUGGAGUGGCAUGGGCACAAGGCCAGUUCAUGGGCAAUUCAACCCCGGUUGUCCCCCCCUUCCCCAUCUCCGACUACGGCACAGGCUGCAUGGGCGCCAUUGCCGCCCUGACGGGAUUGUACCACCGCGCCAAAACCGGCGGAUCGUACCACGGCAAAGCAUCGCUGAUGCACUACGACCUCCUCCUCUUCGCGGUGGGCCCGUACUCGCCAGAGAUGCAGAGGGAGCUCCGUGACGCCCAGCCGGCCGAGUUCUUCCAGCUGCGCCACUGCGACAGCGUGGACCGGAUCUCCUCGACCGCGCUGAAGAUCAUGCAGGCUCGCUUCCCGCACCUGUACGUGGCCCCAGGCAACGCGGAGGGCAAGCCUGCUCUCACCGAGAAGUGGUAUUCCAAGGCGUACGGGGCGGAGAUCGAGGUCGUCACCCCCGUGGCGGAAAUCGACGGCGUCGACAACACCUUUGUUCGUGCCAGUAGACCUAAUGGAAGCGACGAGGCUAACUGGGAGUUUACCACGAGCGAUUAA